CUUGGAGGGCGGGGGCUUGUGAAGUGUGUCCCGGGAGCUCCCUGUAGUGGGUGGGUUUGGAAGUCUUUUAAAACUUGGCUUUCUGAAGACUUUCAGCGCUGCCAACUUACCCUAUCGGCGCUGCGGGACAUGUAGUAUUAAAUACUUGUUGUCUAGUGUUCCCUACGCUUGUACAUAGUGGGUCCUGGAUGCGGGGUAGUGCUCGGACCAAGUGUUGUCCACUUGUUUAAAAACUGCAACUCAUCGCUGUGCAUUGAUAUGGAAUGAUGCCUCUGGAGGUGGUGGUGGAGCUGCAGAUCCGGGCGAUUUCUUGCCCAGGGGUAUUCCUUCCAGACAAGCAAGAUGUGUACCUUGGGGUUUACCUCUUGAAUGAGUACCAGGAGACAGACUGCUUUCCCUCUGUGUUCCCUAUUAUGAUUCAGCAGAGAAUGAGAUUUGAAAAGUUAUUCGAAAAUGCAAUAGAUCCUGGAACUGUAGCAGACACUUUAGAAAGCUUCCUAACCAGGUUUGAAUUAGUACAGCUAGUGUCUCCAGCAUGGGAAGAGUUGGCCUACUAUGAAGAAAACACACGGGAUUUUCUUUUCCCUGAGCCCAAGCUGACACCUUCUCACCCUGGGAUGUGUAGGGAGGUGCUCAUGAAAACGGCUGCAGGUUUUCCAGGCAUUGCUCCCAAACUAGAGUUUUCUACGAAGACAGCCAUCAGAGAAUGUGUGUUUCUGCACAGAAACAGAUUUCUUGAAGAAAGAUAUAAGUCCCGAAGGCCUUUAUCUACAUCAUAUGGACCCAAAUUCCUUCUAAAUAAUAAACAGGUGAAGCCAAAGGAGAAUAAUCUCAACAGACUACCCCAAAACAUGAAAUCCCGGGCGCCCUCUCCAUAUUCUACCAGGCAUUCCUUCCAGGACCAGCCAGCUCAAUUGAAGCUUGGAAAUAAUUUCAGAAUCUCCAGAGAAAGCAAACCUCCUUUUGUAGUUAGACAUGUGGACAGUGCAAAGCCCUUUGGUGAGAAUGUUUCAGAGCAUCAUUCCCGCAAGUCUAGAAGAAAAUCUAAGUUUUCAAACUUUCCCUUUUCAAUGAGAAGAGCUUCUUCUCUUGACAUCUGUGCAGCUAACGUAAAGGUUAUCAAAGAGCCAGACGAACGGAUUGUUUUAAGGAAUGAGUCACCAUCACCUUUAGGUUCAAGGAAGUUUGGGAAGUGCUCGCCCAGUUACGGUCACCGAGGGGAUGCUGACUUCCACCCAGAAACUUCAUUUGCCACCUCCCAGCCCUCCAGAUCUCCCAGCCCUCUUAUGGGUCAGCUUCGUCUCAGAGAAAGGUUCCACCCUGGCUGUCAGUCCACAUGGAAGAAGAUCCACGAAAGUGUGUGCGGUCUUCUGGCGUCCCAGAGAGCUCGGCAACACCUAAACAAGGAAGAUUCUAUCUCUGAAGUAAAC
Messenger RNA from Hipposideros armiger (great roundleaf bat), 1430 nucleotides. RefSeq names its product spermatogenesis associated 6 like (gene SPATA6L). The annotation marks the transcript as partial. NCBI's taxonomy places the organism in Eukaryota, Metazoa, Chordata, Mammalia, Chiroptera, Hipposideridae. Gene Ontology annotation, cellular component: sperm head-tail coupling apparatus. Gene Ontology annotation, biological process: spermatogenesis. The record is from RefSeq and is a predicted model, not a curated record. Gene Ontology annotation, molecular function: myosin light chain binding. The transcript has 13 exons.